Messenger RNA from Lodderomyces beijingensis, 1989 nucleotides. The record is from the annotation of a GenBank genome assembly. Lineage: Eukaryota; Fungi; Ascomycota; Pichiomycetes; Serinales; Debaryomycetaceae.
AUGCUGCUACGACCUUUUUCACGCAUAUAUGGGCUCAAAGGGAGAUGUUUCACACUAUCAAGCAGAUACUUCGCAACAGUAGACGCUGCAAAAGCGAAUGUCUUGCAAGUUGAAGAAAAAAAACCACGACCAGGUCAAGAACUAAUUCGAAAAGAACUCGAGGAACGAAUCUCGCGAAUACCUAUUCAAAACUAUCGCAACUUCAGCAUUGUCGCGCAUGUGGAUCACGGCAAAUCGACAUUAUCCGACCGGCUUUUGGAGCUCACGGGGGUGAUUGAACCUGGAUCCAAAUCGCAAGUGUUGGACCGAUUGGAUGUCGAGCGAGAACGAGGCAUCACCGUUAAGGCGCAAACGGUGUCUAUGAUCCACACGGACCCGGUGACGAACGAGGAUUACCUUUUGCAUUUAGUUGACACUCCCGGGCACGUUGAUUUCAGAGCUGAGGUCUUGCGGAGCUAUGCGUCGUGCGGAGGAGCGCUAUUAUUGGUUGAUGCAUCGCAGGGAGUCCAAGCGCAAACCGUGGCUAAUUUCUUUCUCGCCUACAGCAUGGACUUGAAGCUUAUCCCCAUUAUAAACAAGAUCGACCUUGAUCUGGCGAAUAUUCCGCGAGCGAUGGAGCAAGUUGAGUCGACGUUUGAGCUCGAUCCUGCCGAUUGCAUUGCAGUGAGCGCCAAAACCGGGUUGAAUGUAGAGAAGAUUCUUCCCUCCGUCAUCAAGAAUGUGCCUGCACCCGUCGGGGACAAAAGCAAGCCGUUGAGGGUCUUGUUGGUGGAUUCCUGGUUUGACCCUUACGUGGGAGUGGUUAUGUUGGUUCAUGUGGUCGAUGGAAAAUUGAAGAAAGGCAGCAAGAUUUUUUCAGCGCACCGGAACAAGGCGUACGACGUGAAAGAAGUUGGGAUAAUGUACCCGGAUCGAACGCCGAUGGAGUAUAUACAAGCGGGACAAGUGGCUUACAUCAUCCCCGGGAUGAAGAAUCCACGGGAGGCAUUGGUUGGUGACACGUUUUUCCAAUUGGGGAAAAGCGAAGGACUCGAGGUGUUCCCCGGGUUUGAAGAGCCGAAACCAAUGGUAUUUGUCGGCGCGUUCCCGUCGGAAGGUAAGGAUUUCAAUGCUAUGGAUGACCAGAUUCAGAACUUGGUGUUGAAUGACAGAUCGGUCCACUUGGAGAAGGAAACGUCAAAUGCCUUGGGGAUGGGCUGGAGAUUGGGCUUUUUGGGCUCUCUUCACGCUUCCGUCUUCAAAGAGAGGUUGGAAAACGAAUAUGGCGCCAAGAUUAUCCUCACUGCGCCUACCGUGCCUUACAAGAUCGUCUACAAAAACGGCGAGGAGAAAAUCAUUACUAACCCCGUCGAGUUCCCCGAGAACAAGAUCCAACAUGGGGUUUCGCACUACAUGGAGCCCUACGUCGAAGCCAUCAUGACGUUGCCGAACGAGUACGUCGGCACGGUUAUGGCCCUCUGUUUGAGUUUCCGAGGCGAGCAAAAGGACAUUGAAUAUCUAAACACGGGACAAACGCUCUUGCGAUUUUACAUUCCUCUCUCGCAGUUGGUGGAGGAUUUCUUUGGCAAGCUCAAGGGAUGCACAAAAGGCUAUGCGUCGUUGGACUACGACGAUGCAGGGUACAGACAAUCCGAUAUCGUCAAGAUGGAGCUUUGCGUCAACGGAGAACCACAAGACGCAUUGACUACCAUUAUCCAUAAAUCGCAAGCACAGGCCCGAGGCAAGGAAUACGUCACCCGAUUGAAGAAACACUUGAGGUACCAAUUGUUUGAAGUGGCCAUCCAGGCUAAAGUCAACAACAAGUCCAUCGCUAGGGAAACCAUCAAGGCCAAGAGGAAAGACGUGACUCAGAAAUUGCACGCUGCUGACCAGUCGCGAUACAAGAAGUUGUUGGAGAGGCAGAAGGAAGGUAAGAAGCAGAUGAAAGCAUCUGGACGCGUCAGUGUGGGGAACGACGCGUACCAAGCAUUUUUACGACGUGAUGAUUGA